This is a messenger RNA of Zymoseptoria tritici IPO323, 435 nucleotides long. RefSeq lists its product as uncharacterized. Gene Ontology annotation, cellular component: transcription factor TFIID complex. The transcript has a single exon. The record is from RefSeq and is a predicted model, not a curated record. Gene Ontology annotation, biological process: transcription by RNA polymerase II; RNA polymerase II preinitiation complex assembly. The annotation marks the transcript as partial. Lineage: Eukaryota; Fungi; Ascomycota; Dothideomycetes; Mycosphaerellales; Mycosphaerellaceae. Gene Ontology annotation, molecular function: protein heterodimerization activity.
GUCCAACAACUCCUCUACGCCUUCGGCGACACCGACCACCCUCUCCCCCUAACCGUCACAACCCUCGACGAGAUACUCACCGAAUUCAUCAUCGAAACCUGCCACGCCGCCGCCCUCUGCGCAUCCUACUCGCGCCGGCAAAAAAUAAAAGUCGACGACUUCCGAUGGGUCCUCCGGCAGAACCCCGCGCUUCUAGGGAGGGUGUCAGAGUACAUGUUCCGGGAGAAGUUCAUGAAGAAUGCGCGCAAAGCGGUGGAUAUGGAUGGGUUGCAGAAGGAGAGUGCGGCGAAUCUGGCGGAUUUGGCGGAGGUGGGAGGGGCGGAUAAGGAGGAUUUGAAGGGUGGGAAGAAGGGACGGGGGAGAGGGAGGAAGAAGAGGAAGGUGGAGGAUGGGGAUGAGGUGGGUGGGGGUGGGAAGAGGGUGGAGUUGGGGUAG